Molecule: messenger RNA, 915 nt
Organism: Colletotrichum navitas
Lineage: Eukaryota; Fungi; Ascomycota; Sordariomycetes; Glomerellales; Glomerellaceae
Product: cytochrome P450
Exons: 3
Coding region: 1-915 (304 amino acids)
Molecular function (GO): heme binding; oxidoreductase activity, acting on paired donors, with incorporation or reduction of molecular oxygen; iron ion binding
Source: RefSeq, a predicted model, not a curated record
AUGGAAACCGGGGACAUUCAUCUCAUCAGCACCGAGCCGUACCAGUUCCUCGACACGUCCACCCAAUUCAUGUUCGGCGAGCCCAUCGGCUGUCUCCUGCAUCCUCAGCGCGCCAAACUUGCCUGGGCCAUGACGGAUGUGCUACGCGGCCUACGCUUCCGCCUGAUGAUGGUCAGGUUGCUCUGGCUCUUCCGGCACAAGGCGUGGUACGACGCCAUUGACGUCGUGCACGACUAUAUCAACCGCCACAUCGAUAAGGCGUAUGGAGACUUGGCCCGGAAGCAGGUAGCAGCCGAGGUCGCCAGCAGCGGGAAAGAAUCGACGGCUGUCGUCGAGGAGACACCCGAGAGGAAGGAUCUGCUCUGGUUCAUGGUCCCGCACUUUGGCGAGGACAGGGAGCGGCUCCGGUCCGAGAUGCUGGUCCUGUUCGCCCCCAACAACGACACAACUGCCAUUCUUAUUAGGAACGUAUUUUGCAACCUUGGUCGCCGCGCCGAUAUCUAUGCCAAAGUCCGGAAGGAGGUGAUGUCUCACGGCCCGGACGCACCUCUAACAUACGAGCGCCUGAGGUCGACGAAAUAUCUCGACGCCGUGCUGAACGAGACGCACCGGUUGUAUCCCAAGGGCGACGCUGUGCGGGCCGACAAGGUAAUCAUGUUCCGGGACAAGGACCUGUUGGGCGAGGACACCGAUGAGUUCAAGCCGGAACGCUGGUAUAAACUAUCUCCGUCCUGGAGUUUUAUGCCUUUUGGAGGUGGUCCCAGACGCUGUCCCGCGCAGACCAUGGCCACUGUUGAGGCGAGUUACUGCAUCGCGAGGUUUGCCCGCCGAUUCAAGGCCAUCGAGAAUCGGGAUGUCAACAGUUUUUACGUGCCAAUCAUUCGUGUCAGCCCUGUCCACAAGAACGGUGUCUAG